GGAAGCUUCAGAAGAAAACAAUGAUUUUCGGCAGAAUAUUAUCACCAGGCAUGGGUAGGAAGAUGGAUACUUAGCUGUUGAUGUCUGUUUAUGAAGACAAUUCAAAGGAAUGGUUGGAGAUGCUGAACAAGAAAUCAUCCAUUUCGUGAAGGAGGGGACUCAUUCCGUCAGACCGUCAACAGUGGACGUGACCAGUGGAUGCAGGAAGGAUGGUUUGGCGAAAGAUGAACUUCUGCCCCUACGGCACCCGAAUGGCUUCGGAGAAGGCGACCUGCGGAACCAAGGAAUGCACCGGGAAAUGAAAGAUGGGCUCGCCGUGAAAAGCGUCCAUUUCCCCCACCCCUUGACUGAUGACUCACCCGGUGUCCAGUCACUGGGGGGAGGUACCGCGGACACCCAAAUUACCAAUGAUGAAGAACGAGAUAGAUUCAAAGAUACCAGGGAGGUACGGGGACUGUACCGAGAAAUCUCCCGCAUCUACGGGCUGGAUUUCUGGGAGGAACUGGGCCGUCCGGAGUCCGUCCACGCCCCGUCAUUUGACCACGAUACUAGUGGUCACUCGGAUGAUCAAGCGUUGGUCAUUAUGGACAAAGAGGCCCUUGACCAUAGACUGUUGACCAAAUCCUUUCUGAACUAUUUGUCAUGAAACUUGAAUCAGCAUGAAUAAUAAGGU
Messenger RNA from Patiria miniata (bat star), 673 nucleotides. RefSeq lists its product as uncharacterized. The transcript has 3 exons. The record is from RefSeq and is a predicted model, not a curated record. Bases 110 to 646 code for a protein of 178 amino acids. Lineage: Eukaryota; Metazoa; Echinodermata; Asteroidea; Valvatida; Asterinidae.